AGCACUAUUGUGAAACAAAUGAAGAUCAUCCAUAAAGAUGGCUUCUCAAAUCAGGAAUGCAUGGAGUUCAGAUCUGUUAUUUACAGUAACAUAUUGCAAUCCAUCCUGGCUAUUGUGAAGGCGAUGUCCACUUUAGGGAUUGAUUAUAAAAACCCAGCCAGUAGAGAAGAUGAAAGACAACUGUACACUAUGGCAAAUUCUCUAGAGGAUGGAUCCAUGACUCCUGAAUUUUCUGAAAUCAUAAAGCGACUGUGGAGUGACCCAGGAAUCCAGGCCUGCUUUGAAAGGGCAGCAGAAUAUCAGCUCAAUGACUCAGCAGUUUACUAUCUCAAUGAUCUGGACAGGCUGACAGCUCCUGGAUAUGUUCCCAAUGACCAAGAUGUUCUGCGCUCACGAGUGAAAACAACUGGAAUUAUUGAGACUCAGUUUUCCUUCAAAGAUAUGAACUUCAGAAUGUUUGACGUGGGAGGACAGCGAUCAGAGAGAAAGAAGUGGAUUCACUGCUUUGAAGGAGUUACUUGCAUAAUAUUUUGUGCUGCACUCAAUGCCUAUGACAUGAUCCUGGUGGAAGAUGAAAACGUGAACAGAAUGCAUGAAAGCCUUCACCUGUUCAACAGCAUCUGUAACCACAAGUACUUUGCUACCACCUCCAUUGUGCUGUUUCUAAAUAAAAAGGACCUCUUCCAAGAAAAAAUAACAAAAGUUCAGCUCAAUGUCUGCUUUCCAGAAUAUGAUGGAUUAAACACAUUUGAAGAUGCAGGAAAUUACAUCAAGAAGCAGUUCCUAGACUUGAAUUUAAAGAAAAAAGACAAGGAGAUAUAUUCUCAUAUGACCUGUGCCACAGACACCCAGAACAUCAAGUUUGUUUUCAAUGCAGUAACAGACAUCAUAAUCAAAGAAAACCUGAAAGACUGUGGGCUCUUCUAACCAUUCGCUCCCUCAGCCCCAUCCUCUUUCUUCCUCUACCUCUCUCUUCUCACCUCUCUUUAUCCUGCAUGUUGGUUGUGGUGGAAAAAUGAGAAAAAAGAGAAAGUGCUGUCAGCUGGGCUUUGGUUAGAUAUAACUUUAUACCUUGGAUGUAGUUUGCAUUGUAGAACAAAGACCCCUGUAAGGAGUGUCAUGAGAUUAUAUGAUCCUGAUGUUGAGAGAUUCUGUGCUCCCAUACCCCUUAUUGGAGUCAGUCGGAGUUUCCCACUAAAAUCAAUAUGAGUUAAAGUUGAUCAGCGUUUCUCAAGAUAAGACCCUGUAUUCUUCAAUGGGGGUGGGGAAGUGGUGGAGCAUGAAAGACAAUAUGCAGGAAGGGUUGUGUUGGGUUUUGUUUAAGGCUUAAGAAAACCUUAAUAUUAAAAAACAUAUCUCUGAAUAUUAUCCAAUCAUUUCAGUUCAGUUUUCUUGUGUUUUAAUGUUACAUUGAUGGUUCAAAAUUAUGUUGCAUUAAUACAACAAUUUUUAUGCAAAUAAAAAAUAACAUG
This is a messenger RNA of Malaclemys terrapin pileata, 1472 nucleotides long. RefSeq names its product G protein subunit alpha transducin 3 (gene GNAT3). The record is from RefSeq and is a predicted model, not a curated record. The transcript has 7 exons. The coding region runs from base 19 to 927 and encodes 302 amino acids. NCBI's taxonomy places the organism in Eukaryota, Metazoa, Chordata, Testudines, Emydidae. Gene Ontology annotation, biological process: sensory perception of sweet taste; detection of chemical stimulus involved in sensory perception of bitter taste; adenylate cyclase-modulating G protein-coupled receptor signaling pathway. Gene Ontology annotation, cellular component: photoreceptor outer segment; heterotrimeric G-protein complex; photoreceptor inner segment. Gene Ontology annotation, molecular function: G-protein beta/gamma-subunit complex binding; GTPase activity; GTP binding.